Molecule: messenger RNA, 534 nt
Organism: Wasmannia auropunctata (little fire ant)
Lineage: Eukaryota; Metazoa; Arthropoda; Insecta; Hymenoptera; Formicidae
Product: kunitz-type protease inhibitor AFAPI-I-like
Exons: 2
Coding region: 137-382 (81 amino acids)
Molecular function (GO): serine-type endopeptidase inhibitor activity
Source: RefSeq, a predicted model, not a curated record
AUUUAUAUAAAGGAGCGAUAUCUAGAUGGAACGUGUGACUUUUCGGAUUAACGCUGAUCGCAACGAGAUUUCCGGAAAAAAAUUAAUUCGGGAACGCGAAGUGCCGUGGAAAUAAAAAUAUUGUACGCACGCGAAGAUGGAUCUUAAAUUACGUUUGUUUCUUGUGUUUGUUAUCGUCAUAUUAACGCACGAGACCGUAGCUGACAGAUCAUCAAAUUGCCUGUUGCCUAUAGAAAAGGGUUCUUGCAGAGCAUACAUAACGAGAUACGCUUAUAAUUCGGCUUCUGGAAAAUGCGAACGAUUCAUAUACACUGGCUGUGAUGAGAACGCAAAUAAUUUCAAGAGCAUGGCCCAGUGUGAGGAGACAUGUGUAAAUGUAUGAUGAUGGAUAAAAAAUGCUGGGCAAGGGAUUCUGUGAAGAUUUAAUAAAAACUUAUUAUACGCUUUACUUUUAUAGUAAUAGAAGUUACAGUAACUUUGUUACGUAAUGUAAUUAAAUGUAUAAUAGGUGAAUAUAUGCAAAUAAGAGAACUG